AUGUUGGAGAUGGCAUUGCCUCGGCGGCGAUUCUCAUCGAUCAGAGCAGUGUCUCCAAUUCGCAACGGUUUUGCUUACCCUAAGAAUCUGGUAUUAUUACUCCGCGCAGGGAUGUACGUGGCGAAUCGGGCUUCAGACAAGAUCACACAACUCACUGACAAUGUCUACGUCUGCCGUUCUGGUUCGGCUGCUGAUUCUCAGGUUGUCUCGGAUUAUGUCUGCUACUUCCUUCACCAGCAUGCAAUCCAGCUCGGACAGCCUGCGACUGUAAAGGUCUCUGCAUACUUUAUCAGGAUGCUCGCAUAUAAUAACAAGAAAAUAUAA
Molecule: messenger RNA, 324 nt
Organism: Eruca vesicaria subsp. sativa (arugula)
Lineage: Eukaryota; Viridiplantae; Streptophyta; Magnoliopsida; Brassicales; Brassicaceae
Source: the annotation of a GenBank genome assembly